Heterostelium album PN500 is the source of this 837-nucleotide messenger RNA. RefSeq lists its product as uncharacterized. The record is from RefSeq and is a predicted model, not a curated record. The coding region runs from base 1 to 837 and encodes 278 amino acids. The transcript has 3 exons. NCBI's taxonomy places the organism in Eukaryota, Evosea, Eumycetozoa, Acytosteliales, Acytosteliaceae.
AUGUCAAUUAGAUGUGUUUUGUUUUGGUUAGAUGGUAUACUUUCUAAAUAUGAAGAUGAUAGUUCACUGUUGGAUGGUUUGUCAAUUGGCGUUUUAGAUAAGUUUGUAGAGGAGGGCUGUGUAGGUCAAUUACUAUCACUCCAACAACAUGACACAACAUCAUUGAAUUUCAGUCAAUUACUUGGUUUUGAAUCCGAUUCAGAUCAUAAAGUAACAUAUAAUACCUUUAAAGAAAAAUAUAGUAAUUUAUCAUUAAGAUUAAUUACAUCUUCACAAUCAUUACUUCAAGAUUGUAAUACCAAAGGAUUCGAUUCGAUAUUGGUAAACAAUGUUAACUGUAAAGAUCUAUUGAAUGAAAUCAAUAAACCGAUGAAAGAAAAGGUAGAGAUGGUCAUUAUUCAUUUGGAACCUGUUUCGAAGGGUCUAGAGGAUAGAAGAGCAUUGCUCACUACUUUAGAUCAAACAGUUCAAUCUUUAAAGCAGCAACAAGAGCAGCAACAACAAUUUGAAACCUAUAUAAAUAUUGUAAUUUCAUUCGAUAGUCCAAAUGUAACAGUACCUCUGACCGAACAACAACAAUCGAGUCAACAAUCCAUUCCAUCGACAUUCAUUCCACCAAAACAAAGUACACAAUUCUACAAUGGUAAACCAGUGGAACCAAGACAAACUUCACCAAUGUUUGCAAUUUAUUCACAUGCACCAUGGACAAGAAAAGAUGAAUCGAAAUCAUUUAGAUUGGAUCAGUUUAUUAGAGGUUGCAACGGAAAGAUCUUGACCAUUCAAUAUCUAAAGGAAUUGGCAUUCAAACUUGGAAAGAUACCAAAGUAUGGCGCUUAA